UCAACUCACCCACAUCUAGUCUAUCCAGACACCCUCGGACACGGCCCUGCCAGACCGUGUUACAGAAACCUUCGCUUAUUGUUAGAGCUUGACUGAAUAGUUAUUAUUAUGGCUCGCUCUAAAAAGAGCACAUCGAAGGGGAAAGCAAAUGAAAAGAAUGAGAAUCAACAUAUAUCAUCACAAGAUUCUUGCAUGCUUCUGCAGCUUCCGGGCGAGAUACGUAAUCUGAUCUAUUCGCACCUCUUUACCUCGACAAGACUCACCUUUGGCAAACGGAGCAUAAGCCGCAUUUCAACAAAAAGAAUAAAACCUACACCUAACUCUCUGGCAGUGCUUCGUACCUGCAGCUUGAUCAAACAGGAAGCUGGGGCUCUUUGGCUUGGUCAAGUCUUGUUCAACUUUGAAUGUGUAGAAGAUAUGCUUGACAAGCUCUCGGUACUGCCUUCGACCACACUUUCUCAGAUUCGUCAUAUCCGCGUCAGUGGACGUCCCCUGAUGCUUACGCCGAUAGGUGACGAUGACGAUAUACACUACAGGCUUGUAUGGGCCCUCAAGUUACUUCCGGGGUUGUGUCUGGAUACGCUCAGCGUUCUCGGCCUGUCUAGAGGCGAAAUUGCCUACGAUACCCUUGAAGGGUUAGUUAAGUACGGUAAUGGAUGGAAGGAGCUCCACUUCAUCACACCUAACUCCAGUAUGCUCGGCUUCAAAAAGCUGGAUAUGUUCAUGGCAGACCCAUACUGGCGGAAACCUCAACCGAGCACUUGGAAUGACAUUCUGAUCCAGCGGGACGGUGUGGACUCCGGGGCUUCCAUCACUAUUUACCGAUCUACUCGAUUCGAUACACCAGGCACAGUGGUCAAACCUGCAACACGUCAGCUCUUUGAGCAGAAACCACCAUCCCCAGAAGACUUAGAAACGUUCGGAGUGGAAGAAGAGAGGCAGUUGCUAGGCAUAAAUGAAAGAGGGAAGGAAUUACUAGUGGUUGUAAAACGUGGUCAUCAUGCUCACACCUCAGAACAAGAUAGCCCCCCGUAUCCAUUGGAACAAGACAUCCGGCAAUGGGCGAAUGGCUUGACUUGGGCAGAAAUUCGACGCCAAUGUAUUGACUUCUCACAAGAGAGUGAUGAUGAUCCCGACUUUAUAGAGGAAGAUGAGGACGUCCAGGUCGAUAGGUAUAAUGAUGUUGACGAGUAUGCAUGGAAUCCUGUUAACUAGAUGAGGAUGUCUUAUACUGUUGUAGCAUUUCUGACGAGUCUACUACUCUCUUAGAAACAAAACCAAUGUAUACACGAUUGAACUUUGGUAUUAUUAUCUGGGUGAAGUGGUG
Talaromyces proteolyticus is the source of this 1327-nucleotide messenger RNA. RefSeq lists its product as uncharacterized. Lineage: Eukaryota; Fungi; Ascomycota; Eurotiomycetes; Eurotiales; Trichocomaceae. The transcript has a single exon. Bases 109 to 1215 code for a protein of 368 amino acids. The record is from RefSeq and is a predicted model, not a curated record.